GCUAAAAGUGCAGCUUUCCAUAUAUACAUACACAUCCCGUUCCCCACAGAGAGCGUGUAAUUUAUGAACACUUCAUAGCACUGGUAGUCUAUGAAAAGAGUGAUAAAUAGUAAUAAAUAGUUAUAAUUCUCGAGAAAACAAUUACAUUUCAAUUGAAAUAUUCAUUUCAUUUCCAAUUAAUUGCUAUUCAUAUCGACAGUAGUGUUGACAGCAAUUCAAUUGAUAUAUGCAUUGGUCUUACAGUUAACACACGACUGCUAUCUUCAUAUCACAACUCAAUUGUAUUUUUUGUGUUCAAAUUGUUUGUCAUUUUAGUGUUUAUUGGAAAUUGCAUUGAAACCCAAGAAUUUGUGACCAAACGGGGUAUCAAUUGAUUAGUGGAUGACUGGUGUAUAGAGUAUUGAAUCAUAUGGUGGACAGAAAUGCAGAGAUUAUGACCGAAUACAAGCUGGUCGUUGUCGGCGCCGGAGGCGUUGGCAAAAGUGCCUUAACUAUACAAUUGAUUCAGAAUCACUUUGUUGAUGAAUACGACCCGACUAUAGAGGACUCGUAUAGGAAACAAGUGGUGAUCGACGGCGAGACAUGUCUUCUCGAUAUACUGGACACCGCCGGACAAGAGGAGUACAGCGCAAUGAGAGACCAAUACAUGCGAACCGGAGAGGGAUUCCUAUUAGUGUUUGCCGUAAACAAUGCCAAGUCUUUUGAAGACAUCUCUAUGUAUAGGGAACAGAUAAAGCGCGUGAAAGACGCGGACGACGUGCCGAUGGUAUUAGUGGGCAAUAAGUGCGAUCUGCCGACCCGUGCGGUCGACAUGAGGGCCGCCAACGAAGUGGCCAAGAAUUAUGGCAUUCCCUUCGUCGAGACGUCGGCCAAGACCCGGAUGGGAGUGGACGACGCCUUCUAUACGUUAGUCCGAGAAAUACGCAAAGAUAGGGACCGUAAGGGAAAGGACAAGAAGAAGCAUCAGGGAAGCAAACGCAAGAAGAAGUGCAUCAUAUAGAAUGGGAUCUUAAAACAGGAGUUCAUGAGUGUGUUUAGGGGACAACUCAUGAAAUGGGAUUAUGGCAAACAAGUCCAACACAAGCCUAAGAAUCGUUACGGAAAUCUAUUGCCUUACGACCACUCGAGGGUUGUCCUCGACAUCAUUGACGGCGACUCUAACACCGAUUAUAUUAAUGCAAACUUUGUCGACGGCUAUAAGUGCAACAAUCGCUAUGUGGCCACUCAGGGACCCCUUCCCUCCACUAUUAAUGAUAUGUGGAGAAUGAUCUGGCAGUUGGACAGUCAUCAAAUUGUGAUGCUUACUAGUCUUGAUGAGGGAGGAAAGAAUAAGUGUGACAAGUAUUGGACGGAACAGGUGACCACUUAUGGCAAUAUUAAACUGACCUUGACCAAAACUGAGAUUUUUGCCGAUUAUAUCAUUCGCUCGUUUUCUGCUGAAAAGGAUGGAGUUGUGCGAGAAAUAGUCCAGUACCAUUUUAUCUCAUGGCCAGAUCAUACCGUUCCCAUGUAUUCCUGUUCUUUGCUGACAUUCAUACGAAGAAUGCGAUCGUCAGUGCACUACAAGCCCUCACAGCCUAUUGUAGUUCACUGCUCGGCGGGUGUCGGUCGCACCGGUACUUUCAUAUUGAUUGACGCUAUGCUGGAAAUGGCACAAAACGAGAAACAAAUCGAUGUGUUGAAGCACUUCUGUGUAAUCAGACAACAGCGGAUCAAUUUGGUGGAGAAGUUGGGUCAGUAUGUGUUUGUACACCAGGCGCUCCUGGAGGCCCUAUCACACGAGCCCACAAGCAUUGCAUGCAAUGACUUUCAUAACUACUUCACUAAACUGAUUAAUUACGACAAUAACAAUAAAUCGUUGCCUCUAUUGAAACAAUUUCAGAUUCUUAACAAACUAUCGCCACAAGUGAUGAGCCCGGAGUUGUGUCAAAGUGCGAGAGCACAUCCGCAUCUCAAUAGAAACCAAGACAUAAUACCCCCCGACUUCGCGCGGGUUAUCCUCCCGGGAAGUGAUGACUAUAUAAAUGCCGUUUACAUCAAUGGUUACAAACGACGCGACGCUUAUAUCGUAACUCAAGUACCGUUAGAGUCGAGUCGAUCCCACUUCUGGCAGAUGAUAGCAUCGACUUCAACCAAAACCAUUGUUCUGCUCAAUGAUAUCAAACAUGACAACCAAAUUUAUUGGCCGACAAUGAGUAACAAACAGUUGGACUUCUCCGACAACAAACAGACUGUUCAGUUGAUCAGCGAAGAAAAUCACAACAAUAUGACGAUUCGUGUGUUUCAUUUGCCACAGAAUGACACAACUGUUAAACAGUUUCAUCUGAAGGGCUGGCCAUCGAUGGUGAACAAGCCCUCAUCGGCGCAGAUAGUCAUCGAUUUGAUGGAAAUGAUGGAAUCGUGGAAUCUUCAGUCCAACGCUAAUAGUAUUGUCGUCCAGUGUUUCGAUGGCAAUCAAGCGAGUGGUGUCUUCUGUGCGACCAGUUUUGAAUGCGACCGCAUUAAAGAGGAACAGGAGGUCGACGUAUUCCUGGCGGUGCAGACCGUGCGCACCAAUAGACCCCAAUUCAUCACUGAUUUGAAGGCGUCGUCCACUCCCAUCCGGGUCUUGGUAUUGUAUUACUAUCUCUUGGUCAUUGAGGUGGAACUGGUUCGUGUGGGCACUAUUAAGGUGGAUGUGUCCCACUGUUCCCGUGAAUUCUUUAGGAAGCAUAGGGUGUGGUUAGUGGCCUAUAAGAUCACUAAAGACAUUUCCAGCAGAGAUGAUGACAUCAAAGACUCAAUCAGAAGUUGGUUUAAAGCUCCGACACCAGAUAUAGUGAACAAAUAUAGGAAACAAAUGAACACAACGACCGUAAUCUUUGAUGGAUUGGAACCCAAAUUUAAAUACAAAUUAGGAAUAGUAUUAGGGAAUGAACAAGGUGAUAUAGAUUUGUAUGAGAUUUAUCUUGAUAAAAAUGUGACAAGUGUCGACUCAAAAGUAUCCGAUUUGGAACUAAUACUCAUAAUAGUGUUGGCAAUACUUCUAUUCAUAACGUUUAUACUUUUGGGUAUCUUGUUGUAU
This is a messenger RNA of Oppiella nova, 3064 nucleotides long. The record is from the annotation of a GenBank genome assembly. Lineage: Eukaryota; Metazoa; Arthropoda; Arachnida; Sarcoptiformes; Oppiidae.